This is a messenger RNA of Patiria miniata (bat star), 3380 nucleotides long. Its product is annotated as D(2) dopamine receptor-like. Bases 1143 to 2381 code for a protein of 412 amino acids. Lineage: Eukaryota; Metazoa; Echinodermata; Asteroidea; Valvatida; Asterinidae. The transcript is spliced from 3 exons. Gene Ontology annotation, cellular component: plasma membrane. The record is from RefSeq and is a predicted model, not a curated record. Gene Ontology annotation, biological process: G protein-coupled receptor signaling pathway. Gene Ontology annotation, molecular function: G protein-coupled receptor activity.
CAAUACUCAUUCACAUCAGUCACAGAACGCGAGGUCACGCACUCCCUGGUCGACUCAGCGGGGCUACAGCGUUAUAGACUUCCCUCGCAUUAAAUACAGCGGUGGAGGUAAGCCUGGGGACUGAAUGGCCGGGCAGUUCAACACACAGGAGUCUUGCCAAUUCAUCAGCCCGACCGAGUGCAGUGAAGUAAAGCUCUUCUUUUUCUUCUCUCGCCUAACACUCAGCAGGUAAAAAAGCAAAGAGUGCAGCACGGGGAAUAUUUUUCUGGCCCUCGUGCGAGACAGACAGUCUAUCAAGUGGCCCACUGUGUCUACGAGGUAGAGUCAUCAGGACGAGGUUAAAAGCUUCUGCCUCGACCCGUGAGUUUUGUCUUUCUCUUUGCAAGCAUGAUGAGGCGUAAAUACACGCAUUAGCCGACACACUGAGCUAAGUGCGAGGCUCUUAAGCAGAUCGUGCGUUCACACAUCUCAUGCGCCUUCGUGUGAUGGUUUGAUCGAUGUGAAAUCGAGCAGUUUUCGUCCACGUGCCCUUUUAGUGGAUUUGGCAAAAGUUACUCUGAACUUUUUCUUAAAUAUAAAUAUUGGGAGGACAAACAGCAGACACGUGUGCUUCGGAGAGUCCUUGAAAACAUUAUCGAUCGUGAUCAACAAUCUACCAGUUUGUAAUGCGGAUGCUGAACAUACUUUUUAGGACGUGACCAUACAAAAGGGAGGAGUGUCGAGUUUGCAUUGUCAGUGAGCGACUAGUCUCCGAUUCCAGCCAGAGCUUUCUGUGUACUCUUCUCAAGUCUUGGUCUCAUCGGAUGACGGUAGAGGCUUCAACAGUAUUCAGUUGAUUUGACGUCAGUUCUAUCGGCAAAGGGAAAUUAUUUCGGCUCUGAACGCGAGGGAGACCAAGAGGGCAAGCCAUUCAGUGGCCGAUCGGAAUCUUGGGUGGUUGGUCGUCGUGGGAUCUGGCUGUGGAGUGGCUGAGAGGGAAAGAUUUAACUGUUGUGACUGAACUUGAAGCUGGAAGCACGGGGCAUGUAAGACUGAUUUUCUGUUGAACACUUUUCCGGAGUUUGAGCUGCUGAUGAUCAUCGCUUCUCGCAUUCCUGAACAAGGCGCAGUAUUGUACUCAACUUGCUGAAAAUCGAUGCACCAUGUCCGACCCGACGGGAGUUCUCGACGGUUCGUCCGCCGGUGCCAUAGUAACAACUUGGAGCCCGUACGUCACAGACGCGCACACAACGAACAUCCUGCUGAACACGACAGAUGUGAUAGCGCCCCCGUCCGGCAAUGUCAUCGUGGUGGACGAAACCACGUCCCCAAUGAUCGUGUACUCCUUCGUGGAUAAGGUCCUCAUUAUCGUAGUCAUGCCUAUUAUCUUUACCAUUGGUGUUCUGGGCAACAGUGCAGUCAUCAUAGCUUUCUUUCGCUAUCUCUACAUGAGGACGGUUACCAACCAUUAUCUCAUCAACCUCGCGGUGGCCGAUUUGACAUUCCUACUCUUCUCCGUCCCCCAGUUCUGGGUUCAGUAUUUGACCACGCCCAUCAUUGGGGACUACACCUAUCUCCCCUUGGAGUUCUGCAAGAUCAACAUAUUUCUGACGGACAGUGCCGUGAUAGCAUCCGGCCUCAUUGUCAUGUUGGUGACCUUUGAGAGAUACAUAGCCACCUGCUGGCCCUUUCGAUUCCGCCGGUUCAGCACCAAACGGCGAACCGUCUGGCUGUGCGCACUGGUCUGGCUUUUCUCACUCACCUAUAAAAUCCCAUCGCUGGUGUUCACAGUCAAAGCAAAGUACGCCCUCCUCUGGAAUAUGCCGCAAGAGAAUGCAUCAGAAGGGCUCCCUCAGUCGAUCGAGUACUGCGAGUAUUGCCACCCGCGUUAUUCGGUCCAGUGCGUGCGCAUCCGCAAGACUUUGACAUUUGACCAAUUACUGCUUCUUUCUGUCAUUCCUGUGACCUGCGUGCUGUACACGCUCACCAUGGUCCAACUCCAGAGGUCGGCCAAAAGCUCUUACGUCACAGUUGUCGAGGGAUUAACGUCGAAUCUCAUCAAGAAGCAAGUGGUGCGCAUGCUCAUUGUCACCAUCGUGGUGUACAUCAUUUGCAUAACGCCCUUUCGGAUUCUGAACUUGUUCAACAUCUACGACCACGAACUCCCGCCGAAUCUCGUGUGGAUCUUCGUGAACAUCUCCAGGAUCAUGAUUUACACCAACUCGGCCGUGAAUCCGUUCAUUUACAACAUCAUGAGCGAGAGAUACCGGCGGGCUUUCAAGGAUAUUUUCAUUUGGUGUUGGCCCUGCUGCCCCAAGCAGCGUAGGAUGUGCAAUAACAAUGGCUCAGUGGAAAUCGAAAUGAAGUUCGGUCGGCUUCCGUCUGAUAGACGAUAUGUGUAAUUGUAACUAAUAUUAUAUUAUAAGGUUGUUGAACACCAGCAUCUCUUGUCCAGCGGCAACACUUGUUCAUAAUCAUGUUGGGGUUUUUUGUGCAUGGUGUAUUUUUUUUGUCAGGCUGUACUUUGUACUUGUCUACCCUUCACGAGGUAUUUACGACACAUAAGAGGUGUUGAGACAACGAAACGAAAACAAAACAAACGAAAGCUACCGGACAAGAAAGCAACCGAUCUUUGAGGAAUCUAAAACCCUGAUUUUCCUUAAUAAUCUGAAAUUGUAAGAACUUUUCAACUUUCUCUAGACUGUCCACAUUAUAUAUCUCUUGCUGGAUAUGAAUGGCCUUCCUAUAUCAUAAAAAAGGGACUUUUAGAUUUACGGUUGAAGCGUGACGUAAAGGCAGUGACGUAAAACUACGUGGGGGACGUGUCAACAGAUGUCCGUCUCCCCCCCCCCCCCACGGAUGCCCCGCCCUCCAAUAAAAUCUUGAAUUGAACAAAAUAUGAAUCAUUUGCCUCCAGUGCCCCCUUGAAAAAUGUAUGCAUCCAAGGUGCCCCCAGAAGUUUAACCCUUACCACGCCAUUAUUUAUAAGCCUCGCCUUUCGUGCCCCAAGAGAAAAAAAAUAGAGCUAAAUGUUUAAUAAAUACUGGACAUAACAUAAUUAUUCUGGAUAUUACAUACAAUUAACGUGAUUAGACAUAAUGUUUUCGGUUAAUGCUUAUUGCCGGCCAGAUGGAUACAAGUCACGUAAUCUUUAAUGCAUAAUGCACUAUUUUUAAUUAUUUUUAAAAUAUUUAAAACGGCAGAUGAAUGAAUAUAAUUAUUUGUGAAUUUAUUGAUGUGACAGAUCUAUCUAUUGUAAAACUGUUCUGAUAUUUCGUAAGAAGGAUGUGAUCCUUAUCUCCGUACGAAAUCAAUCAUCUAUAUGUCGUAUAGAUACCCAAAUUCGUCUGUGUUUAACAUUGAGUGGUCGUUAUUAAAAAAUGUCUUGUUUGGCUCAUGCA